AUGAUGACUAUGAGUUCAAUGUCGGACAGUCUGGUCGCCCCCGAUCCUUCCAAAUCGGCGUUUCUGGAGUUCAGCGGACACGGCUACCCGGGCCACCCCGGCCACCAGCAGCCCUCCCCCGGUUUGUCCCACGGCCACUACCCGGUGCACGGCUUGCACGCCAUCGGCCCCUCGCAGCACGACAGCCCCUUCUCCGCCGGCACCCCGUCGUACGGACGCCCGCUGGGGUACCCCUACCACGGCCCCGUGAACGCGCACCACCCCGGCGCGUAUCUGCCCUACCAGCAGGGCGGCCACGGCGGAGCGCUCGGACACAGCAGAUUAGACAAUGCGGACCAGGAGAAGCCCACGGCGGUAAUAGAGAACGGGGAGGUUCGGCUCAACGGGAAGGGGAAGAAGAUCCGGAAGCCGCGGACCAUUUACUCCAGUCUGCAGCUGCAGGCCCUGAACCAGCGCUUCCAGCAAACCCAGUACCUCGCUCUGCCCGAGAGAGCCGAUCUGGCGGCCAAACUGGGACUGACGCAGACGCAGGUGAAGAUCUGGUUCCAAAACAAGCGGUCCAAAUACAAGAAGAUCAUGAAGAACGGGCCGUGCGGACCGGACGGGGACCAUCUCCAUCCGCCAUCCUCGGCCUCGCCCUGCUCCCCCGGCAUGCCUCCGCUGUGGGACGUCUCCAUGGUCAAUAAAAACCCGCCGGGACACUCCGCGGGGUACAUGAACAAUUUCGGACACUGGUACCCGGGACACCCCCAAGACUCAAUGCCCAGGACUCAGAUGAUGUGA
Molecule: messenger RNA, 783 nt
Organism: Lampris incognitus (smalleye Pacific opah)
Lineage: Eukaryota; Metazoa; Chordata; Actinopteri; Lampriformes; Lampridae
Product: homeobox protein Dlx4a-like
Exons: 3
Coding region: 1-783 (260 amino acids)
Biological process (GO): embryo development; cell differentiation; negative regulation of transcription by RNA polymerase II
Molecular function (GO): DNA-binding transcription factor activity, RNA polymerase II-specific; RNA polymerase II cis-regulatory region sequence-specific DNA binding
Source: RefSeq, a predicted model, not a curated record